Molecule: messenger RNA, 2304 nt
Organism: Salvelinus fontinalis (brook trout)
Lineage: Eukaryota; Metazoa; Chordata; Actinopteri; Salmoniformes; Salmonidae
Product: peroxisomal multifunctional enzyme type 2-like
Exons: 13
Coding region: 648-1388 (246 amino acids)
Source: RefSeq, a predicted model, not a curated record
CAUGGCAACAGUACGUGGAGUUCUCCCUGUAUUUUAGUACCUAAGCCGGAUGGGUCUCUACGUUUUUGUUUCGAUUUUUAGGAAACUCAAUGCCGUUACUUAUUGAAUCAAGACGUUACAGCUUUUAAUUUGUUAUUCAUUUCUAAGAUGUUCUACAAACCAAAUUUCACUUUGACAUUAUGGGGUACUGUGUGAAGAUCAGUGACUCAAAAUGUCUAGUUAAUACAUUUUAAAUUCAGACUGGAACACAAAAUGGGGAAAAAGUAAAGGGUUGUGAAUGCUUUCUGAAGGUACUGUAUUAAAGUCAGUGCCGGUUCCAAGCAUAAGCAACAUUAGAGGUCGCUUAUAUAUUUUAUUAUUAAGUGUAAGAAUAUUACAACCGGCGCAACUUCAAAAUUUCUUCUCCACACACGGUUACAGCCCUUGGACGAGAUAUUCAUGGGGGAGGGAAGAGCUCCGCUGCUACUGAUUAAGUGGAUAAAGAGAUGAAAGCCAACGGAGGCAAAGCAGUGGCUAACUAUGCCCUCAUUGAAACUACCAGGGAAUUGUACUGUAGACCAGGGGUUCCCAAACUCUGGGCCCCCCUUCCAGCAUUGGGGAACAUCCCACGCCUCCUCCAUCUAUUUCUAUGAGCACAAGUACAGUUCAUGAGACAAACUGUUCACUCCCUUCUUGUUGGGGGAGAGAAUUUUGCAGACCUCAUCCAUAGAGCCUUGGUCACUAGAGCUGCCUGGAACCACAUGAAGAACCAGACGUUUGGGAGGAUCAUUAUGACAUCAUUGGCUGCUGGCAUCUAUGGCAAUUUUUGGGCAGGCGAACUACAGCGCGGCGAAGCUGGGACUGGCCAACACCCUGGCCAUCGAGGGUCAAAAGCACAAUAUCCACUACAACACCAUCACCCCGACCGCGGGCUCGCGCCUCACAGAGACUGUUAUGCCCCCAGACCUCUUGGAGUCCUUGAAAGCCGAAUACAUUUCCCCCUUCUUCUGUGGCUGUCUCAUGAGCAGUGUCAAGAAAAUGGAGGCCUGUUGGAGGUUGGGGCUGGCUGGAUUGGAAAAUUGCGAUGCGAGCGUUCCCAGGGCCGCAUCGUGAGGCACAAGAACCAGGGCAUGUCUCCUGAGGCAGUGCGAGACCAGUGGGACAACAUCUGUGACUUCACCAAUGCCACCAAACCUGCCAACAUCAGUGAGUCACUGGCCACGUUGGUGGAGGUGCUGUCGGGAAUCGUCCCCAACCCCACCAGCGCUAUUGCCGCCACUGCUGCAUCUGGGAUCAGUCCUAUGGAGGCGGUGGGACAGAAGCUUCCACUCCCAAGCUCAGUGCAUCCUGUACGACCUGGGAGUGGGCCUGUCCACCAAGGACGACGACUACCUCAAGUUCCUGUAUGAGGGCCACGAGGACUUCAGCUGUCUGCCUACCUUCGGGGUCAUCCCCUCCCAGGCGGCCAUUAAGUAGGGCUGGGUUUCCGUGCCUGGACUCAACUUUGACCUCACCAGGGUAAAAGCUCCAGGAAACAGUCAUCCGACACAGUAUUGGCAACCAUCUAUUGGUUUAACACACCGAAUAGCACGUAUAGUGUUGCUGUUUGCGCACAGUUCAUUCAGUGGGCAAAUCAUGCAUUUUGAUAGCUUAAAAUGUUCUAUUGCUUGAAAUGGAAUGGGAAAUGCUAACUGAAACCGCUAUGUAAUUAUCUAUGAACUCACCUUUGUUCGUUCUGAUAUUGUCACUCUCUCGCAGUUGUUGCAUAGAGAGCAGUAGCUGGAGCUUUUCCAUUACCCACCUUGGGUAUGUCCCAUUACAGAUUCUAAGUAUCUCUGAGCACAACAUCAUUUUCUGCUGACAAAAGCCUGUGAUUUGAAAUAGUUCUGUCUGCAUUUGCAGGAAUCUGACCUCUCAGGCUGCAGUCGCAGAUGUGUUAGACAAAGGAUCUGGAGCAGUCAUUCUGGAUGCAGGGUUGCAUGAGAUGAGCAGAGAAAUGACUCGGUGGGAUUAAUGAAUUAAACAAAUAGCGGAGGAAUUUAAGAAUUGAAGUUCACACAUACAGUGGGAAAGAGUUGGUGUUCUACAACCAGUAUUCACUGUUUAUCGUGGGGGCUGAUGUCUUUGGAGGAAAGAGAACAUCUGAUAAUGGUUCGCUUUGUAAAGCCAGUGCUACCGGGCCAGUCCCUACAGACAGAUGUGUAAAUAAAGGAAACAUAAUUCACAUUGUGCAAAGUCAAAUACAGCGGUGCUGUGAUCUUGUCAGGUGCCUACGUGGACUUACAUGCUGCUGAUGACUCCGCAGAAAUCCUUCCUGAGUUGUCA